Molecule: messenger RNA, 666 nt
Organism: Lathyrus sativus (Indian pea)
Lineage: Eukaryota; Viridiplantae; Streptophyta; Magnoliopsida; Fabales; Fabaceae
Source: the annotation of a GenBank genome assembly
AUGGAAGUUCACAGAGGUACGGGUUUGGAUGAGAUUCAACAAUAUGUUGAUGCAAGAUGGAUUUGUGCUCCAGAGGCAUUGUGGAAAAUAUUCAAAUUCACACUUUACAAGUUAUAUCCCUCUGUUGAAAGACUACAAAUCCACUUGCCAAAUCAUCAUCAAGUGCGGUUUUAUAAGCAUCAAAGAAUCACAGAUGUGCUAAAUGAUAACCAAAAUGCAGUAACCAUGCUCAUUGAAUUCUUCGCACUAAACCAAAUGGAUCCACAUGCUACGAAUUAUUUGUACAGAGAGAUUCCAGAGCAUUAUUGUUGGCUAAAAGGGGUCAAAAAAUGGCAGCGAAGACAGAGAAAACGAAAAGUUAUUGGUCGAAUCUAUACAGUAUCCUCUUCAGAAGGUGAGAAACCUUACUUACGUGUUUUGUUGUCUCAUUUAAGAGGUCCAACAAGCUGGGAAUACCUUCUUACACAUAAUGGUGCAUCUUUUUUCACAUUUAAAAAAUCAGUUGAGGAUUGGGGGUUAUUAGAGAGUGAUAAUAGUAUUCGUGAAUGUUUGUUUGAAGCAUCAAAUAUGCGUAUGCCAUAUGCUUUACGAAGGUUGUUUGUGACUAUAUUAAUUUUUUGUGAACCAACUGAUGUUAGAGGCCUAUUUAAUGAGUUUUAUCCCUAA